ACAAUGAAUGCUUAUCUAUUGCGUGUUCUCAACUAUUACUGGACUCUGUAUGAUGAAUGCAUUACAUUCCGUUUUGAAUUCAAGCGAUUAUUUGAAGAAAUCGUCCGAAAGAAUGAAAAAAAAGCGUUAUUGUAUGAAAAAGAUUUCAAUAAUAUGUAGUGUUUUGUAAUUAAGCAGUGUUAAAAAAAAAUAAGUUUUUAUUUUGAUAAAAGUUUAAAAUUACUACCAAGUGAAAGAAGUGUAUCGAUGUGGUUAAAGUUAUGUGUUAAUUAUGAACAUUCAUUCAUUUGACUAAUCUAUCGUCAAUUUCAAUAACGAAAAAAUUCAAGACAUAAUCAAGGUUAUAGUAAUGGAGAAAAACGAAGUUAUCUGUAUUUCAUCUGAUGAUGAUGAAAAGGUCAACGAUAAACAGAAGUCUCUGUCUUGUGAUGAAAAAGUUAAUGAAUUUAAUUCUGUAAAUAUAAGUAGAGAGUUAUUGUAUAACAAUGAAAAAAAAGAUAUAGCUAAGCAAAAACGCAAAAUAUCAGAAGUCGAUGAUACGUCGAACAUAAAGAAUAAUGGUAUAGAUAAAAAAAUGAAGACAAAAUUAAGUCAAGAAGUGAAUGGUCAGUUAGCAGAGGAUAGUGACAAACAAAAUGAUAUUAAAUCACAAACGUGUACAUCUACACCUGUAAAUAGUGGUAUUGUUAAACCUAAGUUGAUUAUUAAAGAAAAGAAAAAUAUAUCCGUUAUAGAACCAGAUAUAUUUCCUAUGUUUAUCAGUUUAUGUUUACAAAAGAAACGAGAACCGGCAAUGGAAAUUAUUGUUAAUAAACUUAAAAGACGAUACGAGUUAAUGAAUCCUAUAUAUGCAAAAUCGGAAGUUUUUCAGAAUUUUUUGAACAGAAAACGUAAUGCUAUAUUGUCUUCUGAUAAUAUGAUAUAUCAUCAUAUUAUGGAUGUUAAGACUGAAAUGAAAGCUAGAGCUAAAGGAGCUUUAAAAACUGUUCAAAGUAAAACAAAUAAAAGUAAUGUUUCUAGUGAUAUAUCAAGUUCAAAAGCAUCUUCAUCUCCAAGUAUUUUUAAUAAUACGGAAAUGAUGGAUAUAGAUGAAGAAGAUUACGAAGAUAACACUAUGGAUCCUCAUAUAGAGAAAAGACUUAAGAAAAUAGUGAAAGUAAUGAAUAUAUGUGAGAAAAGAAUAAAAAUGUUAGAAGAGGCUGAAGUAGAUUUUGACGAUGAAGAUAACAGUAAUUACAUUAAGCUUGAAAAAUAUAAGGAAAGAAUGGUAAACCUUUACAAUGAAUAUUGUCGUAUAACAGGUGAUAAUGCAGAUGCAGGUCGUCCAUAUUUGAGACCCAAGCAUUUAAAUCCAACUCAAAUUGUUAUUGUGGAUCAAGCAAUCACAAAUUUCAUAAAUGCAAAGAUCACUAAAAGAAACAAACUAAAAAGAAAUGGUAGAUUUACAGACGAUUUAAUAUUUCCAGAUUACACAGACAUCUUGAAAUGUGUUUCAGAUUGUAAUGAGAAAAAUAAUUUAGGAUUAGAUAAAAAAAAACAAUCUCAGAUCGCUAAAAAGGCAUUUACAAAUUUGGGAGAACAUUUACAACGUGCUAGACGCAACGAUUACUGGGAUACGUUUUCCCUAUGUUUGGAAAAUAAACAAGAAGAUCCAGCCUUAAUAGAUCGAGAUCUUGCACAAAAAUUACGUACAAAUCGAGAGAUCGGAGAACAAAAGUUAACUCAAGUAUUUCAAGACUAUGUGAGAAAACAAGAAGAAAUGAAUAAUUCUUCAUUAAAAAAUAAGGCAAAUAUAGAAAAUGAUGACAAUGAAGAUCAGAAUAUAGAGUCUAAAGAUGAGGAUGAACAUAGUGAAGAGGAUAAUGAAGAUGAUGAAGAUGAAAAUGAUAUUAUAGAAGGAGAAGAUGAAAACGAUAUUGUAGAAGGUGAAGAUGAAAAUGAUAUUGUAGAAAGUGAAGAUAAAGAUGACAAAGAUAAAGGUGACAAAGAUGAAGUAGUUAUCGAUAGCAGUGAACAAAAUAUAAAGAAGAACGAACAUCAUAUCUUGGAAAAUGAGAUGAGUUUAGAAAAUGAUCUAACAAAUACAUGCGAGGAUAAAGAUAGCAAGGAUGUAUUAAUAACAAAUAUAAAAGAAGUAAGAUGUGAUAUAAAACACUUAAAGCUUGACUCUGCGCUUUUUGAAAAGGCGAAUGAGUCAGAUUCAGCAAUACAAUCAGAUGUAUCGGUUAUUCAACAAUCAUCGACAUUAAAUAACAAUGAUACUAAAGAUGAAUCAGAUGAAAUUAUGCUCUUGGAUAAUGACAGCGAUGAAAUAACAGGAGGUAAUAAACCUCUACUACGAGUACGUUCAUUUGCAAAACAUCCUACAACUUGGGAAGACAACAAGCAAAAAUUUCAAAAUGCGGGAAAUGGAGCAACAAAAGAAGUGAUUGAUCUCACAAAUGAUGUAGCUAUAACAAAAGUAGAGGUACCUAAUUUUAAAAUUCAGGCAGCAAUACUUCCUUCGAAGAGUAAAUAUAAAACUGUGCUGAUACCUGCAAAUUUGGCAAAUAAAAGUAUUAUCAAUGUUAAGAAUAUUACAAAUAAUUACUUAAAAGUUAAUCCAAGAGAUAUUAGUUCAAAUAAAUCAUCAAAUGUAAAAUCUUUAUCUGUGGUACAACAAGUAGUUGAUGUAAGUUCCGUUAAUACUAUUAUACACUUACCACAUUCUUCUGAUCAACAAAAUACAAAUAAUAAUGAAAAUAAUAACGAAACAAAACAGAAUAAGACUAUCGUGCACCUUCUUGUACCAGCAGAACAAGUACAUAACAACAAUUCAUUAGGAAUGUCUAUUAUAGGAAGUUCAAUAAAUAAGCCAAAAUGACUGCGAACGAAACUAAUGAACGAAAAUAUAUAUAUUUCGAUCAUUAUAACGACAUGUGUGUACAUUAACAUUAAGUAUUUUAUAUGUAUAUUUAAACAUUAAAAUAAUUAUAUUUAUAUGUAGAAAUCAA
Vespula pensylvanica (western yellowjacket) is the source of this 2993-nucleotide messenger RNA. It is a transcript of the gene Daxx, whose product is annotated as protein PFC0760c-like. The coding region runs from base 350 to 2863 and encodes 837 amino acids. The transcript has 4 exons. Gene Ontology annotation, molecular function: histone binding. The record is from RefSeq and is a predicted model, not a curated record. Lineage: Eukaryota; Metazoa; Arthropoda; Insecta; Hymenoptera; Vespidae.